GUGACUGCGCCUUAACCUAUGGCCGAUUAAACGGUACGUUUAUAUAUAUAUAUAUAUAUAUAUGGUUGAGCCGUCUCUUCAGACUUCACAAAAUGGCAAUGGAGUUCAUUCUUGGAGUAGUUUAUAUUAUAGGCUUCUUCUCUCUUUAUAGACUCAUUUGGAGUUUAAUCCGGGGGACAUGGGUCAUCUUCUUCAGACCAGCAAAAGAUCUCAAGAAAUAUGGAUCAUGGGCAAUCGUCACUGGUUGCACCGACGGAUUGGGCAAAGCCAUAGCCUUUGAGUUAGCAUCCAAGGGUCUCAACAUACUCUUGGUUGGCCGCAAUCCAGAAAAACUCAAAGCUACCUCAACUGAGAUACGCCAAAGGUAUCAUCAUUUAAUCGAAACUAAAGAUGUGGUUAUCGACUUCCUCAAACACAGUGGCACGGAGAUUGCUAAACUGAUAGAGGAAGGUAUUCAAGGGCUGGAUGUUGGCAUUUUGAUAAAUGUAGUUGGGGAGAAUUACCCCACUGCAAGGUACUUCCAUGAAGUUGAUGAAGAGCUGAUGCAGAGUCUUAUAAAGGUAAAUAUAGAUUCAGUAACAUGGAUGACCAGGGCGGUUCUUCCUAUUAUGAUUAGGAAGAAGAAAGGAGCCAUUGUCAACAUAGGCUCAGGCUCCUCCGCUGUCAUUCCUUCAUCUCCAUUAUUCACUCUCUACGCUUCUACCAAAUGUUACAUUGAUCAACUAUCAAGAUCUCUAUACGUCGAAUACAAGAAAUGCGGGAUUGAUGUGCAGGUUCAGGUGCCAGCAUACUGUGUAACAAGAAUGACGUUGAGAAUGGCAGCGAUAAAGAAAUCAUCUUUGUUUAUCCCAAUGCCAGAAGACUUUGCACGAGCAUCGGUUCGCAUGAUUGGUUAUGAAGCAAGGUGUUCGCCUUACUGGGCUCACGCACUUCAAUGGGGUGCGGCUAAAUGCAUCCCAGACACCCUCCUUGAUGCUUUUCGUCUUGCUGAAGGCAUCCGCAGGAGAUCACUAGGAAAUAGUACUGCAUAUCACAUAAACUAAUUAAUAUUGUUGUUGAAUAAAUACUCAAAAAAUUAUCUGUUUGUAUUGA
Molecule: messenger RNA, 1092 nt
Organism: Mangifera indica (mango)
Lineage: Eukaryota; Viridiplantae; Streptophyta; Magnoliopsida; Sapindales; Anacardiaceae
Product: very-long-chain 3-oxoacyl-CoA reductase 1-like
Exons: 3
Coding region: 93-1043 (316 amino acids)
Cellular component (GO): endoplasmic reticulum
Molecular function (GO): ketoreductase activity
Source: RefSeq, a predicted model, not a curated record